AUGAGAGGACGCACAUCACCGCAGUUAGGAAACAGCGAGAUCUCCAAAUGGGCAGCUGUCUCACAAGUAGUGAAAGAAAACAAGAUCGGUAUACUAUGCGUCCAAGAAACGCACCUCACAGCCGAACAUGAGUCCCAAAUAGACAGCAUAUACUCCCGACGCAUCAAAAUCAUCAACUCCAGAGACCCGCACCGCCCAGGAAGCUCCGCAGGGAUCGCCUUCAUCCUAAACAGAGAGAUAGCCAAUACUGUAGACUUAGAGACCAUCAAAAUAAUACCAGGCAGAGCCAUGGUCCUGAAAACGAAAUGGCACAACCAGGAGAACCUGUUAAUACUAAACAUCUACACCCCAAACAACCACGCGCAACACCCCGAAUUCUGGGGCAAAAUAUCACAAACAUGGUAUGAGAAAAACUUACCGAGCCCAGAUUUCAUGAUGGGAGACUUCAAUAUAACAGAAGAUAUCCUAGACCGAGCCCCAGCACGACCAGACAACGACAAUGCCACUGAAGCUCUACGAGACCUGCGGCACCAACUGAACGUCCAAGACACUUGGAGACUGAACAACCCAACGUCAAGACUCUUCACAUAUAAUAGCAAUACAAACUCACUAUCAAGGCUCGACCGCAUAUAUACGGCACCCUCACAUGAGCGCAACACACACAACUGGGAAUCAUGUACAUCAGUGAUCCCAUUGGACCAUCGAAUGGUCUCAGUAAGACACGCACCUGUAAAUGCUCCUUAUAUCGGGAAAGGACGAUGGACUUGGCCCACCAGUUUACUGCACGACAAAAAACUUAUCAAAACAAUCAGUACCCUCGGCAAAUUAACACAACAAAAGAUCCUCUACCCCCAAUAUCCAAGGCAUGAAACAGAAAACCCCCAAUACUUCUGGGAGUCGUUCAAGAACCAAAUAAGCCAAGAAGCGAGGAAAGCUGCGAAAGAGCACCUAAACAAAAUAAGAUCCCAUAUUGAACGACUCGAAAGCGACCUAGAAAAAACGCGAAAUGGGCCGCAACAGGCGAAACUAUGA
Molecule: messenger RNA, 1032 nt
Organism: Suillus plorans
Lineage: Eukaryota; Fungi; Basidiomycota; Agaricomycetes; Boletales; Suillaceae
Product: Endonuclease/exonuclease/phosphatase
Exons: 2
Coding region: 1-1032 (343 amino acids)
Biological process (GO): base-excision repair
Cellular component (GO): nucleus
Molecular function (GO): DNA-(apurinic or apyrimidinic site) endonuclease activity; double-stranded DNA 3'-5' DNA exonuclease activity; phosphoric diester hydrolase activity
Source: RefSeq, a predicted model, not a curated record